Messenger RNA from Aspergillus chevalieri, 333 nucleotides. RefSeq lists its product as uncharacterized. The transcript has a single exon. Lineage: Eukaryota; Fungi; Ascomycota; Eurotiomycetes; Eurotiales; Aspergillaceae. The record is from RefSeq and is a predicted model, not a curated record. The coding region runs from base 1 to 333 and encodes 110 amino acids.
AUGACAACCAACCAACCUACAACCUCCACCCCAUCAUUUCUCUCCUCCCUCUUCACCCGCCAACCACCACAGCCACAACCACCAACACCAGCCUACCACAAUCCCACCGAAAUCCCGGCUAUCAAAAAAGCCCAGAAACACGCCAGCGGCACGCGCACAAAACAACUCAUCCGCGCCGCAGAAAGAGACUACGAUGAUCCACCGGUACCCGGCGAGUGCUGCGGGAGUUCGUGCGAUCCGUGCGUGAUGGAUUUGUGGAGGGAGGAAAUGGCGGUUUGGAGGGAGAGGUGGGGUGGGAAUGUUAUCGAGAAGAAGGGGGGAUUGGAUUGGUGA